Molecule: messenger RNA, 3868 nt
Organism: Stegastes partitus (bicolor damselfish)
Lineage: Eukaryota; Metazoa; Chordata; Actinopteri; Pomacentridae
Product: VPS10 domain-containing receptor SorCS2-like
Exons: 15
Coding region: 1-1710 (569 amino acids)
Cellular component (GO): membrane
Source: RefSeq, a predicted model, not a curated record
AUGGUAGAAAAGUGGAGUGUGUUCGGUCACAUCAGCUACAGGUCCGACUGGGAGCUGGUCAAAGUGGACUUCAGGCAGUCUUUCCCCCGUCAGUGCACUGAGUCUGAUUAUGAGUCUUGGCAGCUCACUGACCUGCAGGGAGAGAAGUGCAUUAUGGGCCAGGAACGGACUUUCAGAAAGAGAAAGGACACGGCGUUCUGCAUCAAAGGGAAAAGCUACAUCUCUGCUCUCACCAACAAAUCCUGCCAGUGCACCGAGAAAGACUUCAACUGUGACUAUGGUUUUGAGAGAUCCCACACGGAGGGCGAACGCUGCUUCGCUGACUUCUGGCACGAUCCAGAUUCUCCACCCGAGGACUGUCAUCUAGGACAAAACUACGAGUCCAGCACUGGCUACAGGAAGGUGAUAUCUAACAUAUGUGACGGGGGACUAAACAAGCAGCAGAGCACAAAACAGCACAGCUGCCCCCUGUUGCCGCCUAAAGGACUACAGGUUGGCAUAAAAGGGCAGAUGCUGGCUGUGGCACCAGGUGAUGACAUCACAUUCAUUGUCCACCAGGAGCAGGGCGACACCAGCAGCACCAAGUACCAGGUUGACCUGGGUGAUGGGGUUCGGGCCAUUUACCAGAACCUGACGGUGACAGAUGAACCCAUCCAGCACCGCUAUGAAAACCCAGGAGUCUAUAAGGUCACAGUGAAGGCUGAGAACAUGGCAGGACACGACGAAGCCACCAUGUACAUCCAGGUCACAGCCCCUCUACAGGAAGUGCACCUGGAAGUGGUUCCCAUCGCUGGGAGAAACCAUGAGGUCAACCUGACAGCCAUAGUUCUUCCCACUGAGGCCAACAUGACUGUUUUUUACUGGUGGAUAGGAGACAGCCUCCGGCCCACACUGACUCUGCGGAACAGUCUUCUGACUCGUUUUCCAGACACGGGAGAAGUUUCCGUCACCGUCCAGGCUUCCAACGGCCGAUCCAUGGUGCAGGACACCAGGACUGUCCGAGUCUAUGAUAACUUCCAGGUCGUCCCCCUGAGCUUCAGCAGGAACCUGGACCGCUUCAACCCAAACAUUCCAGAGUGGAGAGAUGACAUCGGCCAGGUGGUCACCAAAAUAUUGGCCAAGAUCACAGGUGUACCUCAGGAGUCGCUGGUUACGGUGGUAAAACCAGGCCUCCCCACCACUGCUGACCUCUACGUCCUCCCACUGGACAGCAAACCAGCCAAGAGGAGCAUGUUUGUAGACAAGCGUAUUCCAGCCAUCAUGCAGGCCUUCAGUGACAACAACGUCAGCUUCGUGGUGCGAGGAGGUCUACAAGUACUGGUGAUGCUAGCUGACCCGAACGCAGGACUAGGUCUUAUUGCUAAUGACUCAACAACCACAGCGGCAGAGAAUGGCUACCACGGAGCAGCGGGAAGUCCAGGUGUUUGGGCUCUAGCAGUCAUUUUCCUAAUCAGCAUCAUUGCAACUGGCUCCUUCAUCCUCUACAAGUUCAAAAGGAAGCUUCCAGGCAGCCGCAACGUCUACGCCCAGAUGCACAACGAGAAGGAGCAGGAGAUGACCAGCCCCGUCAAUCACAGCGAGGACACCCAGCACAUCAUCCAGGGCGAGGAGUUCAUUGACGACGACCUGGACUCGCAGACUCUAGGCAACCAUUCAGGUGUGGUCCUGAGCAUCAACUCCAGAGAACUGCACAGUUACCUGACCAGCUGAUGGCUACCAUGGCAACGCUGAUGAGCUAGCCCAGCCUAGCCGAGCCGGCUAACGAGCACAGGGACUCCACUUUGCCUUCCUCCCUCUCUCUCCUCUCCUUUUCCUUCUCUUCCUUCCUUCCUCCUCCUCCUCCUCGGACACUUCACCUCCACUCCAUGGCCUCUUCAACCCUUCUGCUCCAGCUUUUUGUGCGACUUGUUUCGUUGUUGUUUCUUUUUUUUCCGUGAGUCUGGUGGAGGGACGUCUCUAUUUUUUUUCCUCCCCCACUCAGUCUCUUCCUGCUAGGGUGUUUCUUUCUUUUUACCGAGGGUUGUAUUUUUCAUCAUUGGACGCCCCCCUUUCCACCCUGUUCACUUUUCACACCAGCCUUGGACACCCCAGCAAGGAUGGAGGUCUUGAUCGCUCAUCAGUGUUUUAUAAGAAAAAAAAAACAAUAAAUCUGUGCGUACAUUGUCUGUCUUAACACAUAUAGAAUCAGCAAUCACUGCACCGACUCCCAGUCAGAGAGGGUUGAGCCAUCUUAGCAUGUAGACACUCAAGGUAGCAGGUGUGCUAAGAUGAUUUCUGAGCACUAAAGGUAGGUUACAUUAAGAUAGUGAAGUCAGAAUAAAGUGUUUUUCCUCCUUCCCCCUAUUUUAUUUUCUUUCUUUUUCCCCCCACAGUUACCACUCUACCACUCUCUUUUCAAAGGCAAUAAUAAUAAUGGAAUGUAGGAUAUGAUAUGAAAACCCUCGUGAAUUUGCAUAUGAAGAGUGUACGCAUGCAAACACAGGAGGGCGGUGUUGCACUUUCUUCAAUUUUUCCACUCGCAGGUACUUGGAGAGCUUAGCUACUGUAUGUACACGCAGCUUUUUGGUCAUCUUUCAAACGUUCACAUCCUGUUGAAAAAGUCACAAAGUUACAGAAGUUCGGUGUUUCUAAUCAGUACCACGUUUGUCUGUCCCAUGGUGCCUCAAACAGCAGAUGUGGAUCUGCUCAGUGACAUUACCAGUUGUCAAGUCGAGUUAUUUCUAAAAAUCUGCACGGCCCUUUCUCCUCCUCCUCCUCCUCCUCCCCUACCCCCACCCACCUCAAUUUUCUGGGUCAAAGCAGACUCGUUCCCCUGGAGACAAAGGUUGCCGUCAUGGAGGGAAGGUGUAGUUGAUAUAUUUUACUGUAUCAGCCUAUAUUAGGCGUAGCCCACGUUGGAAUCAUGUCUCCUUAAAGGUUUGGUUUGAUGUAUGUAAAUGUGUAAAUAGAAACAGUGAUCUCCACUUUGUACAUAUUCCCUUUGACAUGUGUGUGAGUGUUUUACACUACUACCAAAAUACAUGGCUUUUUCUUUUUUCUUUUUCUUUUUCUUUUUUCUUCUGUUUUCCUGGAAUGAUCUGCCACUGAGUUUCCUAAAUUUGCAGAACUGUUUCCAGUUUCAUCUUUGCCUGCUUCGCACAUUUUCGAUAUUUUCAGUGUAAUCUCAUGAGUAGGAAUAUUUCACGGUCUUCAUUGUCAACUGGAAGCAGUUUCAUUGUCUUAUAAAGAUACUCACAGCCACACAGUGACGACUAUGUAUAUGGAUAUUUUUGAUACACCUGUCGGUUUUUUCCCCAGUACGUGUAAACACUGGUUAGUGUUUCUGUUGCCUCUUUGCUGAAGUCUUUUCAUUUGUUCGAUUGCACUAAUGAUGUAAGCAGUUGCUGUCGCCACGCACCGGAUGGCAGCUGAGCAAUUCUACAGACUGAAUGAAAAGGCCUUUGGCUGAAAGGCCUUUACAAGACUACCAAUGCUACCAUUUUCGUCAAGAUCACCCUUCUGUUCAUCCUGUAUUUGAUACAGCAGAUUCACUCGCUCUGGUUUACACCUUAAUUCAUCUUUUGUACAUAUUCUGCUCAUGUUCAACUUGUUCUUAGUUUUCUAGUGAUGUGUCGUCAUUGUAUCGAUGUCCCCUCCAACGAAAGGGGAAGUGGGGAUUAUGAUAUUCCAAUGUAAUAGUCAAGGAGUUUCACAGAUGAUGGCACCGUCAGUGUAAUUUUGACCACGCUGUUUUUACUUUUGUUGUUUUCUUCUUUCUGCUGGUUUGUUUGAUCUCUUGAUUUUGCUAUUAAAAACAAUUGUGUGUCCUCUUCAGGAAGCGUAGUGCACUCAACCUGCAUCCUGGAAUAAAUCACUCCCAUAACUUGUA